CCUCAAAAAUCAACACUGUGUUGUGUUUGUUCUGUUAUCUGUGCUGUGGGGUUUCUUGUUUGAAAAAUAAGCAAUAUGAAGUUCUCUAAAAAGUUAGAAGAAAUAUCGAAGAAACCAAGUUCUGUUAAAUCAGACAUACUGAAAAAGAAAUCUGAGAACUUGAAAGUAUCCAAGCUUGGAAUUAAAGAUAAAAAAAAUUUUGAAGCAGCUAAAAGCCUUCUGCAGAAGAUAAAUGGAACUGAAUAUGAUGCAGAAUCAAGUUUUUCAGGGGAAAAUUUGAGAGAAUUAUCUCUUGCGGACAUAAUGCGUGCAAUAAAUGAAUUAUCUGCUGAACCAGAUAAUUCAACCAAGUCUAUAACUGAGUGUUCAUCUCGAAUGGCUCAAGAUUUCGAUAUAUUUUGGACAUCUCCGAGGGCAAUAUUGAGAGCUAUAAAAUAUGCAAUUCUCAGAAGAGACUGGGAUAACAUAACACAUUUACUUUUGCUUCUUCUCCAUCACAAAGGUCAAUAUGUUCAAAUUGUUCAUAAGUUAUGCAUUUUCAUUGCAAGAUUCAAUCCAAUGAUAUUAAAAUUUGGAUUGAGAGAUGAAUUUGAAAUAUUGAAAGAGAAAAGGAAAUGAAGAAUCCUAUUAAUGACAAAGCUCUGAUUGAAUGCUGAAGAAGGAAUCAAUAUGUGCUCCAAUGAUAAUAGGAAAAAUGGAAGGAAAAAAGAGGAUUCUUUCGAUAAUUGGGAUGUGAUCAGUGAACAUUUUUUAUGACCAAUUCAUUUAAAAUAUGUUCAAUUGUAUAGAAAUAUUGUUUUUUGAAGAAUACUUGAUUUUAUGGUAGGAAAAUAUAUUGUUUAUUUCAUUUUGAAAUGUAAUAUAAUUCAAUUUACUUCAUUUCUUUAUCACAAAUUAUAUUACUACAUAAUUUU
Coccinella septempunctata (seven-spotted ladybird) is the source of this 914-nucleotide messenger RNA. RefSeq lists its product as uncharacterized. The coding region runs from base 76 to 618 and encodes 180 amino acids. The record is from RefSeq and is a predicted model, not a curated record. Lineage: Eukaryota; Metazoa; Arthropoda; Insecta; Coleoptera; Coccinellidae. The transcript is spliced from 2 exons.